Molecule: messenger RNA, 723 nt
Organism: Jatropha curcas
Lineage: Eukaryota; Viridiplantae; Streptophyta; Magnoliopsida; Malpighiales; Euphorbiaceae
Source: RefSeq, a predicted model, not a curated record
AAUGACAGGGAAAGGAUUACAGAAGCCAGAGAUGAGCUUCAUCGUAUGCUGAGUGAGGAUGAACUACGGGAUUCAACCCUUCUUGUAUUUGCAAACAAGCAAGAUCUUCCAAAUGCGAUGACUGUUUCAGAAAUUACUGAUAAACUUGGUCUGCACUCUCUGCGCCAACGCCGUUGGUACAUUCAGGCUACUUGUGCUACUUCUGGCCAAGGACUCUAUGAGGGUCUUGAUUGGCUGUCCAGCAAUAUCUCUAGCAAGGCAUAAUUGAAGCAGCCAUGGAAAGCUUUGAGUACUUGUGAUGACUUCCAUCACUUUAGAGAAAAGAAAAGAAGCAGAAUAACUAGAAUUUUACAUAUUAAUUAUUUAGGUAUAAUGUUUUUGAACAAACUAAAAUAUUAGUUCCAUACAUGUAAUAAAGAAAGACCAAAGCUUUAUGUUUUUCUUUAGCUUGUAAAACUGAAUGGAAGGUUUCCCUCCAUUGCAAACAACAGGAAAAUAUUUUCUUGCCGUCUGCAAGUAGACAGGAAACAUUUUUUUCCUGUGGUUUCAUAUAAGAAGAAAACUUUUCCCUUGACUAUAUGAACACAUUUUUUUUCCUGUGGUUUGCAAUAUUGAUGGAAAUGGGAAAUUAGAAAUAGAAAAGCCUCUGAAACCUUAUUUACUGUAUUUAUCAGAUAUCAAUUUAAUACCAGAAUCAAACAACAGCACUGGUAGGGUGAGCUA